This is a messenger RNA of Pomacea canaliculata, 1970 nucleotides long. Its product is annotated as beta-1,3-glucan-binding protein-like. Lineage: Eukaryota; Metazoa; Mollusca; Gastropoda; Architaenioglossa; Ampullariidae. Gene Ontology annotation, molecular function: carbohydrate binding; hydrolase activity, hydrolyzing O-glycosyl compounds. The record is from RefSeq and is a predicted model, not a curated record. Gene Ontology annotation, biological process: carbohydrate metabolic process.
AAUUCCACACACCUAGACUGUUAGUGGGUUGUGCAGGUGACUAUACACCAUCUGUGCAUCAAGCUCUGUGGCCGCUGUCAGCUAUAAAACCGUUUACCGUCUUUUUGUAAUGCAGCACUUGCAUCUGGUCGUCUUCGAUGAUAACCAGGAUGGGACGAACAUGGACGACCCUGGUGCUGACCUGCCUGGCCGUCGUGGUGGUAGCAGCCGACCCGACCUUCGAGGUGUCACCAGGAGGUCUGAAAGUCAGAAUUCCGGAUGGUGGUGGAUAUACCCUUAUAGGGUUCCACUUCAGCGUCAACAAACCUCUACCCGGGGUGGCUGCCGGGGACUACGCCGUCGACAUGACUACAAAGACUGGAAACGAAUUUGUGUACACAUGGCCGGAGGUUGUUCUUAAACCUGGCGACACGGUGAACUACUGGUACCUCUACCUACAAAACGGACUUGGUCACAAUGUGUUGGGGAAGUCCUGGACCUAUGCAGGCCAGGCGACGACUACAACCACUCACAAACCAACCACCCACGCUACAACGACUCGCACCGUCCAUGUCCAGACGACACAGGUAGCUCAUGCCACCGCCUCAUCCGGUGGGAGCGGAACCGGAACCGGAACCGGAACCGGAACUGGAACCGGAACUGGAAGUGGCAGUGGAACCGUCAACACGGGAGAUAAUACAAACUCUGGUGGAGGGAGUGGAACAUGUUCCUGUCGCAAGGGACCAGGCGAGGGCGACGGCUUUGUGGACUCCAGUCAGUGCACCAGCUUUCCCUGCCUCAUUUUCGAAGACAACUUCGACUUCAUCAACCACCGUGUGUGGCAACACGAGAUAACCGCUGGCGGAGGCGGAAACUGGGAGUUCCAGUAUUACACCAACAACCGCACCAACAGCUACACCAAGGACGGCGUUCUCUACAUCAAGCCUACUCUGACAUCUGACCAUUUUGGACUGGAGUUUCUUGAACACGGGUCACUUGAUCUUUGGGGAGGUUCUGCUGCUGACGUGUGCACGGGUAACAACUUCUGGGGCUGCAAGCGUGACGGUGCACCGGGCCGCGUGAUUAACCCCAUCCAAUCAGCUCGUCUUCGUACGUCACGUGGUUUAAAUUUCAAAUACGCAAAAGUAGAAGUGGAGGCGCAGCUACCCCUCGGUGACUGGUUGUGGCCGGCUAUCUGGAUGUUACCCACACAGAAUGUCUACGGUAACUGGCCUGCCUCAGGAGAGAUUGACAUCAUGGAGAGCAGAGGUAACCGGAACUACCACAACCAGCAAGGUGUGUCUGUGGGUGUGGACUCGGUGGGCAGCACACUGCACUUCGGGGCCGACUACUUCACCAACCAGUGGCCCAAGGCGCAUGCUGAGAAGGUUCUCUCUGGUGGUACGUACGCUGAUGGUUUCCACAAGUACGCCGUCAACUGGGAUGAUGAGGCCAUCACGUUUUAUGUCGACGACGAAGAAAUUCUGAGGGUGGACCCUGGACCAGACGGCUUCUGGAAGUUCUCCGGUCUGGACGAGACGACUUACGACAACCCGUGGAGAGAAGGAUCACGGAUGGCUCCUUUCGACCAGGAGUACUACAUUAUCUUGAACUUGGCGGUUGGUGGAGUCGGCUACUUUGACGAGAAGAACACCAACGGUCCUUACCCGAAGCCCUGGACGGACAACGCAGGAUCUGAGGCUGACCGCUUCUGGGCCGCGCGUGCGCAGUGGUUGCCCACCUGGAACCUGGACCAGAACAAUGGCGAGGACGCUGCCUUGAAAAUCAACUACGUGAAGGUGUGGAAAAUGAAGCCUGACCCAUGAAGUUGUUGUAGAAGUCAGAUUUUUUCUCUCUCUUGCUAGUCAGUCUGUUAUUUCGUGGUCAAUUUUUCGUUUCUGACAAACCUGACCCAAGUCUUAAAUAAAUAGCGGCUUGUAGCUUGAAAAAUAUGAGAUCUUGCAAUCUUAAUUAAAGAGCUUCUAAUGUUA